Neocloeon triangulifer is the source of this 1589-nucleotide messenger RNA. RefSeq names its product glycoprotein-N-acetylgalactosamine 3-beta-galactosyltransferase 1-like. Bases 1 to 1497 code for a protein of 498 amino acids. Lineage: Eukaryota; Metazoa; Arthropoda; Insecta; Ephemeroptera; Baetidae. Gene Ontology annotation, cellular component: membrane. The transcript is spliced from 8 exons. The record is from RefSeq and is a predicted model, not a curated record. Gene Ontology annotation, molecular function: N-acetylgalactosaminide beta-1,3-galactosyltransferase activity.
AUGCACGAAGAGACGCGGAAUUUAAUUCUGCCCAGCACAAGUAAUGAACGAAAAUCGCAUCCAAAAAGGGCCAGUCUGCCAAGAAUUGUGUUCACAUUUUCACUUGGGCUCUCUUUUGGGUUUACUUUGGCGACGUUGAUUCUCGCCCCGUACUCAACUUUUGACAAGGAAGAACUGUCGAGAUCUGGAGUCUUCGGCAAGAGUUCUUUCAUUCAAGAAGAAACAUUUUUGGGAAAUGGCGUGAAUGUCUCUAAAACUGUUCAAGAGGCGUUCGAAAUGAAGCUUGACCUAAAUUCAACGUUUGUUCACGAACUUUUAAAAGGAUCGGAAGAGGUUGCGGCGCGGCGCCUCGCUCAAGAAAUCCGCAUCAUUUGUCUCGUCCACACCAUGCCUCACAACCACAAUGACAGGGCGGCCCACGUGAGGGACACGUGGGGUAGGCACUGCAACAACAUCCACUUUAUCAGUUCAAAGCGGGACCCUACGUUGCCCACAACCGAUGUUGACAUUCCACCGAAUAGAGAAUUAGAAUGGGCAAAAAUGGAGAGCUCGUUUGAUUUUUUGCUCAAGCAAAGAAUUAAAGAUUUUGAAUGGGUCGUCAAAGCUGACCAUGCCACGUAUGUUGUGGUUGAAAAUUUGAGAACCAUGCUGUCCAGCUAUUCCUACAAUGAUCCUAUUUACUUUGAACUCAAUUACGAAAUUAACAAGACAAUCACUGGAUCAAAUAAUGCAGCUUACGUUUUGAGCAAAGAAGCGAUAAAGAAGCUGGUAAUAAACGGGUAUAAUGGAGACAAGCCAGAAUGCAAGGGCGUCAACAAUAAAAUUGCAAGAAUAGGUGACUGUUUCAAGGCGCUUGGUUUUAAGGAAGAAACCCCAGUGGACGAGUUAAACAGAAGGCGGUGCCUGCCUUUUGAUCGCGAUAAUAGUUUGAGAGACCUGGAAAGCCUCAAGGGGGAAUGGUGGAAGGAUGAUUAUGUGUAUUGGCCUAUGAAUGCGGGUUUGAACUGCUGUUCUUCCGAGCCUAUUUCCUUCCACUUGGUCAAGCCGACAUACUUGUACAUGCUGGAGUACUUGAUUUACCAUGUUCGUCCGUACAGCGUGAUCAGACACACGAAAAUCAAGCUGCCGAUUGCAGACGACCUAACAACCGCGGCACCAACCGAAGGGACCACGACGGCCUCGAGCACCACAACCAAAAGCUCAAACGCGUCUUUGAGUAGCACUUCUGCUAAAAGCGUGACCGCCGCAAAGCUGAACUCCACAAAUUCUACAGCAAAUUUAAACACACCGAUCAGUGCCAACGCAACAUCCACCACCAGCCCUUCCACCACUGCAAAAACUAAUGCAACAACAGUGGCAGCGUCGGCAGCGAUUGCAUCAACGUCGACUGUUAAAAAUGCUUCCAUCCCUUCUACCGCCGGUGCAACCACCAAGGCUGCAAAUUUGACGGUCGUGGCAAAUGCAACUACCAACACCACUACAGUAAAAAUUACAUGAAAAUCGUUCAAAUUAUUUUACGUGUGAAAUUGUGCAUGCAAACUUCAAUGCUUGAUUUUUUUUUUAAAUUUUAUUAAAUAAAAAUAAAAACA